Molecule: messenger RNA, 1104 nt
Organism: Corylus avellana
Lineage: Eukaryota; Viridiplantae; Streptophyta; Magnoliopsida; Fagales; Betulaceae
Product: putative F-box protein At1g44080
Molecular function (GO): protein binding
Source: RefSeq, a predicted model, not a curated record
AUGGCCACGAUGUCCUGGUCUGACCUCCCAGAAGACCUAGCAGAGAUGAUCUUGAGGCAGCCAACCGACGUGGUUAAUCUUUACAACUACCGCUGCGUGUGUCGUUCAUGGCGGUCCGUCGCCGGCGAGCUAUUUGCGUCGUCACCUCCACAACUACUUUCCUACAAAAAGCAGAGCAGAAUUGUGCAACGCAUAUGUUUGUUGAAUGUUUUCAAUGGAAACUCGAGCGUGUGUAAAAUUCCCAAGUUCAAGACUGUUGAUGGGCAGCCCCUGUUGCCGAGGAGCGUCUACUCCUGGCAUCGUUGGCUGGUAAUGGAUUGCACCACAUCCAAGUGUUCCUCUGGUUGCGAUCGCAAGUAUCACGCCCAUCAUAUCUGUCUCUAUAACCCAUUCUCAAGGGCUUGGAUUCGGCUACCCGCGUUCACACUCGAUCACUCUCUGGAUACCCAGAAGCGAAAGUUCGUUUUAUCAUCUGAACCGGGAAAUCCAAGUUCAAUUGCUUUAGCAAUUCGUGAUGGGAAAUCUCUUGAAAAGUUGAUGUUUUUGAAACCAGGAGGUAAGGAGUGGAUUGUUGUUGACAUGAGGAUGUGGGUUGUUGAUGUUAUAAGCUACAAGGGUGGAUUCUGUGCACUUGAUUGGCACCGAAACUUAAUACAAUUUAAGUUGGGUACUCAUGUUCCUUAUGCCAAAAGAAUCCCAACUAGGAUUAAUGCAUUAUCAAGUGAUUUAUAUCCCACUGAAUAUCUGAUGGAAUCGCUUUGUGGGGAUCUGUUGUUGGUUCAACUGAAUUUAGGGUCGAAUGGCGGGUGGAAGUUCAAUGUUUUCAAAUUGGAUUGGGGGAGGAUGGCGUGGAAGGAGAUCACAAGCUUAGGUGACGAAGCUAUUUUCUUGAGCUGUGAUGAAUCUGGGUGCAUGCGAGCUGGUGACUCUACCAUAUUCAAACGUAAUUGCAUCUAUUUCACUGAUGAUGUCUUGUGUAUGACACUACAGAAAGAGGGUUUCGGGGUAUACGACAUCGCAAAUCAGACUGUCGGUCGGUUCCCUCGCUCUUUUCCUCAUCAGAAUGAUCGACUGUGCUACCGAUGGUUCACAACGCAAAUAUAG